Salarias fasciatus (jewelled blenny) is the source of this 4439-nucleotide messenger RNA. RefSeq names its product LIM domain only protein 7-like. The record is from RefSeq and is a predicted model, not a curated record. The transcript is spliced from 30 exons. Gene Ontology annotation, biological process: regulation of cell adhesion; regulation of signaling. Gene Ontology annotation, molecular function: protein binding. The coding region runs from base 111 to 3875 and encodes 1254 amino acids. NCBI's taxonomy places the organism in Eukaryota, Metazoa, Chordata, Actinopteri, Blenniiformes, Blenniidae.
GGUGUGCCUCGUCUGCUGCGAGUCUGCAGAGCAAUUAACCGAGGAGACUCACUGCCCCUAAUUGGUGAUCGUCUUGCUCUGCCGUGCUGCUUAUUAUAGAAGGGAUUGAGAUGGAGUGGCGCCAGCAGACCACUGUCAGCUGUACACAGGCUUUCACUGAGGCUCAACGCUGGAUCGAGGAGGUGACUGGAAAAUCCUUCGGUUGCAAUGACUUCCGCGCUGCCUUGGAAAACGGAGUCCUGCUCUGCGACCUGAUCAACCGGCUGAAACCUGGUAUCAUCAAGAGAGUGAACAGACUUUCUACCCCCAUUGCUGGCCUGGAUAACGUCAGCGUGUUCCUGAAAGGCUGCGAGAAACUAGGACUGAAUGACUCUCAGCUCUUUCACCCAGGCGACCUGCAGGACCUGUCCACUCGUGCUACACUCAGGCGCGAUGAAAGCAGCAGAAGACUUAAAAAUGUGCUGAUUACAAUCUACUGGCUGGGUCGCAAGGCUCAUCUGGACACGUUCUACACCGGUCCGCAGCUUCAUUUCAAAGCUUUUGAGGGGCUGUUAGGGUUGGCUUUGUCAAAGGCUCUGGAGGAUGGCUGUAGUAUGUCGGUGAAAGACGGCGGGUACAGAGAGUGCCCGUGUGCAGAGAGAGACGAGUGUCAACACUUGAGAGUGAGCUAUAAGAGAGAGAACUCUACGGCCAGCCCCGAGUUUCCGGUCUCUCGGACGCUCCGCCCGACCAGUGACGGUUGUGGAAGUGACGCGGAAGCUGAGCAGGUGUUCAAGAUGGAGCGCACGCAGCAAACGGCCCAUCAGAACAACGGCCAGAUCCCAACACCGCUCCCCCAAAGGAAACAGACACGGGAGGAGAGGAAGGGCAGCGCCUGCGCAAGUCCACUUUCCAGAGCAUAUCAAAUCCAGGUCAGGCCCGAGAGGCCGCUUCAGGUCAACCCUGGCUGGAUUUGGAGCAAAUCCCUCGGCGACAUCCCGAUGGUUUACCCUGUGCGUUCAGCCUCGGAUGGAAGCCCAGUUUGUGACUCUGGCCUGGCAAGACAGUGGAGUCAAGAAAACAAAAGGAUGUGCGGCGCUGCCAAGGACAGCGAAGCGCAGUGGCAGGAUGACUUUACAAAGUGGAAGAAUCGUCGCAGGAGCACCAAGGGUGACCUUCGUGUGACGUCCCAGGACAGGGAGCACGUCAUUAACCAGAUGGCGAACGGCGCUGUGACGAGCCUUGAGAAGAAUGAAGCCCAACGUGGAUUGAUGAAGAGAGACCAGCCGUCACCACGGAAGCAUAACGCUGCCUCUCAGCCUCACUCUACCUCCCCUCCAUCGAAAUCCUUGAGUUCUGAUCUGCGGCCACACACUCGCGCUCUGCUGACCCGCAGCUACGCCACCGAGGCACCCUUCAGCCCCUCGGCUCCACUUAGUCACCCUAACUCAGCCCACACUUGGGGAUCAACACUCGGAGCCGUGCCUGCCUCUGAUGGGAGCACCCUGGGAGAGGAGACCCACUUCGCUUCUUUGGCUUCAGAUGGAGCCAGAAUUACAACUCCUUCUCUGGACUGCCGUUUCAGCUCUCAGGACCAAGUCACAGCCCAGGACGGCCCCGCCGCUCCCCAGUCCAAGCCAAGCAAUGUUUUCGUCAGCCAAAUCUCCACUUUUGUGACGAGCUUAAAACCAAAUGAGACCACAAAAACAACCGCUUACAGGAAUUCUACCAUACUGCUGUCAAGUCCUGAGAGGCAGUCGGUGUGCAGAGAUUUAAAAGUGGAAGCUCGUGAUGUGUGUCCCAAUGUUAAUGCUCUGGAGGACUUAUCUCAUCAGAAUCACUCACGGUCCCAAGAAGAAGGCAAGAUUUCAUGCUUUGAUCCAGCAGCAGUGAAGAAUAAAGCCCAGCAAGCUGCAAGCGUCUACAAGUACAUGAACAGAGCUUGUUCGUUUUCGGGCUCAGCCAGCCUUCCCCGCGGUUACCGUCGCUCCGACAGCUCGUCCCGUCUCUCCUCCGCAUUCACGGCGAGACCCUUUGUGACCAAGCAGUCCAAGAUGUCUGCACUACCAGCACUGUGCAGUGUGGAGGAUAAUCAGGGCCUGCUGCUAAACGCUGAAAAAGAAGAUUCCUCUUCCACUAAUUCAACACUCAAGAGACAAACUGCAACUGUCCACCUUAUUAGAAACCAGCAGUCCUCUGUUCGGCAGGGGAGCGGUGCCAGUCUCUCCACCCAGGCCUCCGUUCAGCCUGCUCAACCCCACCUGCUGCCCCAGCCCUAUUCAAACCUGCAGCACCACCGCAACAAAAGCUGGUCGUCUUCUCCGUCGAAUGGAAGCGCCGAUCCUGAAAAGGUGGAUCACAGUGACACGAGAGUCAGCCUCACUCUCAAGCCCAACAGCACUCCAGACUUCGGUUUUCAGACUCACUGGGACGCCUCAGGGGCAAGAGUCAAAUCCAUCACACCUGGCAGUCCCGCGGAGCUCUGCCGGCUGUGUGUGAACGAUGAGAUCGUGGCUGUCGAUGGCGUUCCGGUGGCACACAUGAGCCACAGCCAGUGGACGGAUAAAAUGGCGUCUGUGUUGCGAACUGGCGAGCUGACCAUGGAUGUUAGACGCUAUGGCUACAAGGAUUGGAGCGCCUGCGAGGAGAAUCAUCACAGCCAGCCGGGCCAGAGCCUGAUGGCGCUCAAACUGACUGCAGCUGCCCCCGUUUCGAUCGGACGCCCCGAUCGCUGUGAGGCAGCGCUUGCUGAAGUGUCUAAAAGCAACACACCAACAGACGAGGGUGGGGUCAUGAGUGGAGUGCUUUCUGACAACGCCGGGACAGCCAGAAGUAAAGAGUUUAUUAGUAUCACUCAGAAAAAUCAAAAGCGGAGGGCAGAGUUUUUUGAAGAGAAAGGAGGCUCAGAAUCUGCAAUAUCUGAUCUCCAGGUGCCGUCCCUCAGCCCCUCCUCGUCUGGCUGGUCGUGGGACAGAGAGGAGGAUCGCAGGCGGCAGGAGAAGUGGCAAGAAGAACAGGAGCGCCUCCUGCAGGAGCAAUACCAGCGGGAUCAGGAGAGGCUGGAGGCAGAGUGGCAGAGAGCCCAACAGGAAGCAGUGGAUAUCCCGAAGUCGGGGCCAAGCGCUUUUGAGACAACCACCGAUGACGGGAGACACGUCGGUUCCCAGCUCUGUAUGAACGGACAGUCAAUGAAAACCAGAGAAAAGCAGAGCGCUGACAGAGAGCAGCUCAAAGGAACAAGAGGAGAUUCCCCAAGCACUGCGCAAGUGCUGCAGAGUGACAGCGAUACCCAGAAUGGCUGGGCCGACGCCUCCUGUGGGUUCACUCAGCUGUCCCCUGCCCACAGGGCAAAAUCUUUUUCUACUUCAGUGCUGGCUGAUGCCCACAAGCAGACAAGAGGUGAUCAAAGGAAAAAUAAAGGGCAGCAAAUCUCUCGGGCUGAGCAAGAUAGGCAACAAAUCUUGGAGGAGAUGAAGAAAAGGACUCAGCUGUUGACCGACAGCAGCUGGAUACGUCAGCGCAGCAGCAGCUUCUACAAGGAGCCCGUCUACGCCGGCGUUCCCAUGAAGAGGUAUGAGUCUCUGGAUAACCUGGAUGCUCUGCGCCGCUCCCCAAACUUCGCUGCCUUCAGCUUCUCUCGCCCACACUCGGCUGCCGCUGGUUACUGCGCUCCAAGUAGGAACUCCUAUUCCCGCUACAGCACUGGAGCAAUACUAACUCAGAGAAAUACAUCCACGGAGACCUCUCACCAUGGCAGUGCGGGGGCUGCCAUCGACGUCUCGGAGGAACAGAGAGCCGAGUCCAGGUUCGAGUCACAAACGGGAAGCCCUAUUGUGAUCCCUGCUACUUCCAACUCAAGUCCUCUGGUGCCCUCUGCAUUUGAGCAGCACGAUUGAAGAUUGAAUACAACGAAUCACUACCACCAUCAGUAACGCAGGAAGUGACUGUGGAAAUGUCUUCCACAAAUCCGAUCCACCACGUAUUUCAGUGUUAUUGCUGAAAAAGAAUAUGCGAUGAAAUCUUGACGAUCAGCAGAUCCAUCAGAUUCUCAACAUCUGUUUUUCUCAGAUAGAUGGCACCUAGUUUGUAUCGUCCUUUUUCCUGCUAAGUUAUAUCCAGGAGCACAUAGAUUUGUUGUAUGAAUUAAAGUAACUCUGAGUUGUUUGUUUCAUGCUUUCAUUUUAAAGUUGGCGUUGCUGUCUGUCCUAUUCAUGUGUCCUCUUAAAGCUCUGAUGCCCAUCAGUGCAGUGGAGAUCUGUCUUUGAGAAGCUGUUAACCCUGGUAUGGAGCACAUUUUAUUAUUAACUGAAGCACUUUCUGUCCAUUUAACCUCACCAAGUGCACUAUGGGGGAAUUCACUGGUAUGUCAAAUGCAUCUCUUAACCACAGGAGAAAUGGCAUCUUAACUGAAAUGUCUCUUUUUUUUUUCUUCUUCUUCUUCUUUUUGUAAAUAAAGUGCA